AUGACUACUCAACUGAGAUACGAAAAUAAUGAUGAAGAUGACAGAGUAGAACAUAAUCUCUUUACCAAUAGAUCCACUAUGAUGGCGAAUUUUGAAGAAUGGAUCAAAAUGGCUACAGAUAAUAAAAUCAAUUCCCGAAAUAGCUGGAAUUUUGCAUUGAUUGAUUAUUUUUAUGACCUGGACGUCCUGAAAGAUGGUGAAAAUAACAUUAAUUUCCAAAAGGCAUCUGCCACUUUGGAUGGGUGUAUUAAGAUUUACUCUUCGAGAGUUGAUUCGGUGACAACAGAAACAGGGAAGUUGUUGAGUGGAUUGGCUCAAAGGAAAACAAAUGAAUCAUCCAACGGGAGUAAUGGGACCGAUAAAAACGGACAAGGGUUUGAAGGUGAUGAUGAUGAAGCAAACGUACAGAUUGACCCACUGACUGGCAUGCCUGUAUCGAACGAUCCUGACGUGGGUAAUACGAGGCGAAGAGUUUACAACAGAAUUUUAGAAACUACUUUAGUGGAGUUUGAAACAAUUAAGAUGAAGGAGUUAGACCAGGAGCUAAGCAUUGAUCCGUUGUUCAAGAAGGCCCUUGUUGAUUUCGAUGAAGGUGGUGCCAAGAGUUUACUAUUGAACACGCUAAACAUAGACAGCACAGCAAGAGUCAUUUUCGAUGCCUCCAUAAAGGACAGUCAACAAAUAACGCAAGAUGAAGAUCAAAGGAAGGAAGAUGAUCCAAUUGAGGAAGAUAGUAUAGCUGAUGGUGAAAAUGGGCCCAGUCAGUCACUGAUAAGUAGUCGUAACGGUUCUAUGGUAAAUGGUUCAGUUAUGAGUGCACCUUCGAUGGAAGAUGAGAUUUUAUCCCUUGGCAUGGAUUUUAUAAAAUUUGAUGAAAUUGCUGUUUGUGAAAUUUCAGGAUCAAUUGAGCAGCUAAGGAACGUUGUCGAUGAUAUUAAUCAAGCAAAAGGUUUCAUAGAAAAUGUGAAUAAUAAGUUCGAUAACUUCUUGACCGAGGAAGAACUACAGGAGGCUAUUCCAGACGAUGCCGAAGACAAUGUUGAUGGAUUUGAUCUGGACAUGCAACAAGAGUUAGAAUGUCCUGAUGAAAAUCAUGAUAAUACGCCACAAGAUGAAGAGGAUGAUCAAAAUGAUGAUAACAGCAAUACUACUGCAGGAAGUAUACUCGAAAAAGAUUUAAUGGCAUAUUUUGACGAAAACCUGAAUAGAAAUUGGAGAGGAAGAGAACAUUGGAAAGUACGAAAUUUCAAAAGAAUGAACCUAGUAACUAACGAAGCCAACAUAUUAGCGGAAACACAAAAUGUCGUAAGAGACACUACGAACAAGAACAUGGGAGAUGACAAACUAACGGAUGCUAAGAAGAAGAAUAAGCCAAAAAAAGUCUUAGAAAUUGAUUUUUUCCAAAUUGACGAUGGUUUUGAAGACAAAAUUUUUGCACCAAAGGGGAGAACAAAAAUCGACAUGCCAAUAAAAAAUAGGAAAAACGAUUCCCAUUAUUUACUGCCAGAUGAUUUCCAUUUUUCUACCGAAAGAAUUACAAGACUAUUUAUAAAGCCGGAGCAGAAAAUGAGUCUAUUUAAUCAUAAGAAAAACUCUAGAGGUGACGCUAGCACAAGGGUUUUUGAUAAAACUAUGAAUUCUGUCAAUGGUGCAAAUAACGAAGCACCUGCUAUUGCCGAUGAACACUUUUGGGCAGAUAAUUACGAAAGAAAAGAACAAGAGGAAAAAGCAAUGGAGCAGUCUAAGGAGGUAGGUGAUGUGGUGGGUGGAGCGCUGGAUAACCCAUUUGAAGAUGACAUGGAUGGUAUUGAUUUUAACCAAGCUUUCGAAGGAGCUGAUGAUAAUGAGCAGGCGAGCGUGAAACUCGAUCUACAGGAUGAGGAAGAUCAUAAAUUUCCCAUCAGAGACAACAAAGUUACUUAUUCGAGGGUUGCAAAGAAAGUUGACGUGAGAAGACUAAAAGAAAACGUCUGGAGAUCAAUUAACAAGUUGAUACAAGAACAAGAUACCAAAAAUGGAAAAGUAAUCUCUGAAGAGCGUGCAAGUGGCCAAGAAGAUAGACCUCUGAAAGAACUGAAAUUUUCUGAUAUUAUCCAAGGUAUAAGUAAAAUGUAUUCAGAUGAAACCUUGAAAGAUCUUUCUACAAGCUUUUGUUUCAUAUGCCUUCUACAUUUAGCUAAUGAGCAUGGGUUGCAGGUGACUAGUACGGAGGAUUAUGAGGACCUGCUGGUGAACUAUGAGGAUUUAACUACAGUAUAA
Saccharomyces kudriavzevii IFO 1802 is the source of this 2259-nucleotide messenger RNA. It is a transcript of the gene BRN1, whose product is annotated as condensin subunit BRN1. Gene Ontology annotation, cellular component: condensin complex. The record is from RefSeq and is a predicted model, not a curated record. The coding region runs from base 1 to 2259 and encodes 752 amino acids. The transcript has a single exon. Lineage: Eukaryota; Fungi; Ascomycota; Saccharomycetes; Saccharomycetales; Saccharomycetaceae. Gene Ontology annotation, biological process: mitotic chromosome condensation. Gene Ontology annotation, molecular function: chromatin binding.